GGUGCAAACACUGUUUCCUCACAGUGAAAGCAAAAGCAGCAGCUCAAACAGGUCCUUUGGAGAACAAUGGGGAACUCAGCUCCUUCAAAAGAAGAGACCCCUGGUAGUGACAUGGCGGACCCUCAGGACAACACUCUGAGGAUUAUUCUGGUGGGGAAAACUGGAAGUGGGAAGAGCGCAACGGCCAACACCAUCCUGGGGAGUAGAGUCUUUGAGUCUAGAGUUGCUCCCCAUGCUGUCUUCUCCAGGUGUCAAAAAGCAUCCAAGGAAUGGAAGGGGAGGAAACUUGUUGUUGUUGACACCCCAGGGCUCUUUGACAACAAGGAGACCCUGUAUACCACACGGGGGGAAUACAGCCAGUGUGUCCUCUACUCCUGUCCUGGGCCCCACGCCAUCAUCUUGGUCCUCCAGGUUGGCCGCUACACGUUUGAAGAGCAGGAGACCGUGGCAUUGAUCAAGACUGUCUUUGGGAAGCCAGCCUUGAAGCACAUGAUCGUGUUGUUCACUCACAAAGAUAUCUUGGAGGAGAAGAGCCUGAGUGACUUCUUGGCAGAUUCAGAUGUGAAGCUAAGAAACAUCAUCAGCGAGUGUGGGAACCGCUACUGUGCCUUCAACAACAGAGCCUCAGAGGCAGAGAAGGAAGCUCAGGUGCAGGAGCUGGUGGAGCUGAUAGAGGAGAUGGUGCAGAACAAUGGAGGGGCUUACUUUACCAAUGCCAUUUAUGAGGACACAGAGAAGAGGCUGAAGCAACGGGAAGAAAACCUGAAGAAGAUCUACACCGAUCAAUUAAAUAAUGAAAUUAAACUAGUAGAAAAGGAAUAUGCUCAUAAAUCACAGGAAGAACGGGAGGAAAAAAUAAAAUUGCUAAAGAUGAAGUAUGCUGAACAAAUAAAAAAUAUCAGGGAAGAAGCUGAGAAGGGAUUAUUUAGAGAUGGUUCCAAUGGGAUUAUUAGCUUGCUUUCAAAAAUAUGGCAGAUGUUUUGGUAUUGCACACAGGAGGACUUUGAUGGAGAGGAGAUUCCAGUAGAGAAGAACCCCAAGAUCUUGCGGAUCCUAAUUCCUGUAACUGAGAGUUCUGGGAGCGCAGCAGUCACUUAUGGGAGGGGACCCUGGGGCAACAGAGGAGGGAUGUGUGUGAGGGGAAAUGGGGGGCCAUGCAGGAGAAGCAGCUGGAUUACCAUCCUAAUGCUGUGGCUUUUGUUUCCUGAUGUCCCAGGGCUUAGAAACCAAGAUGGCAGAGAUUCACAGCUGAGACUGGUCUUAGUGGGUAAGACUGGAGGAGGGAAAAGUGCCACAGGCAACAGCAUCCUUGGAGAGAAAGUGUUUCAUUCCAGCAUUGCGGCAACAUCUGCCACCAAGACCUGUAAGAAACGGAAGAGCAGGUGGCAGGGAAGAGAAAUUGUGGUCGUGGAUACGCCUGGCAUUUUCGACACCGAGGCACAGGAUGCUGACACCUGCAAGGAGAUUUCUCACUGCAUCUUCCUGACCUCCCCAGGGCCUCAUGCUCUGCUCCUGGUGGUCUUGCUGGGCCGGUACACGCAGGAAGAGCGAAAGGCCACGGAGAAGAUCCUGCAAAUAUUUGGACUCAGAGCUAGGAGAUACAUGAUUCUCUUAUUCACCCGGAAAGAUGACUUGGAUGGCAUCAAUUUCCAUGAUUACUUACAGAAAGCACCCAAAGAUAUUCUAGAGUUGGUGGGCAAGUUUGGUGAUCGCUACUGCAUGUUCAACAAUCAGGCGACAGGAGCUGAGCAGGAGGCCCAGAGAAAUCAGCUGCUUGCCCUGGUCCAGCGCAUUGUCGCUGAGAAUGAAGGAAGAUGCUACACUAAUAAGAUAUACAGAAUCCCUUACACUCCACAAAGAUAGACUCCUGGUAGUGACAUGGCAGCCCCUCAGGACAACACUCUGAGGAUUAUUCUGGUGGGGAAAACUGGAAGUGGGAAGAGCACGGCCAACACGAUCCUGGGGAGUAGAGUCUUUGAGUCUAGAGUUGCUCCCCAUGCUGUCUUAUCCAGGUGUCAAAAAGCAUCCAAGGAAUGGAAGGAGAGGAAACUUGUUGUUGUUGACACCCCAGGACUCUUUGACCACAAGGAGACCCUGUAUACCACAUGCGGGGAAUUCAUCCAAUGUGUCCUCUACUCCUGUCCUGGGCCCCACGCCAUCAUCUUGGUCCUCCAGGUUGGCCGCUACACGUUUGAAGAGCAGAAGACCGUGGCAUUGAUCAAGUAUGUCUUUGGGAAGCCAGCCUCGAAGCACGUGAUCCUGUUGCUCACUCGCAAAGAUAACUUGGAGGAGAAGAGCCUGAGUGACUUCUUGGCAGAUUCAGAUGUGAAGCUAAGAAACAUCAUCAGCGAGUGUGGGAACCGCUACUGUGCCUUCAACAACAGAGCUUCAGAGGCGGAGAAGGAAGCUCAGGUGCAGGAGCUGGUGGAGCUGAUAGAGGAGAUGGUGCAGAACAAUGGAGGGGCUUACUUUACCAAUGCCAUUUAUGAGGACACAGAGAAGAGGCUGAAGCAACGGGAAGAAAACCUGAAGAAGAUCUACACCGAUCAAUUAAAAAAUGAAAUUAAACUAGUAGAAAAGGAAUAUGCUCAUAAAUCACAGGAAGAACGGGAGGAAAAAAUAAAAUUGCUAAAGAUGAAGUAUGCUGAACAAAUAAAAAAUAUCAGGGAAGAAGCUGAGAAGGGAUUAUUUAGAGAUGGUUCCAAUGGGAUUAUUAGCUUGCUUUCAAAAAUAUGGCAGAUGUUUUGGUAGUAAAGACCAUUUCGUUUUUUCUUCUGAAUUUACGAUGAUUUGCCAUAGUGGUAGACUGUAGUUUCCAUAGAGAGCUGUGACAGUAGCUUCUACUUAUUCUUCCUAUAAGCUGACCCUGUUACUCCUGCCACUGAGUUGUGGGGCCAGUGUCGUCUACCU
Molecule: messenger RNA, 2910 nt
Organism: Prionailurus viverrinus (fishing cat)
Lineage: Eukaryota; Metazoa; Chordata; Mammalia; Carnivora; Felidae
Molecular function (GO): GTP binding; ATP hydrolysis activity
Source: RefSeq, a predicted model, not a curated record